AUGCCGCUGACCCUGCUGACGCCUUCUGCAAGCCUGGCUUGGCCAUCCUCGACCUUUCACCUUCCGCGCAUGCCUGAUGAUCCCCAUGCCUCUUCUCGCAACCCCGAAGAUGUGGCUGUCCGUGAAGAUAUGAUCUCUAUCAACGAGAUCCUCGAGCACGUUCCCCGGCUCAUGAAACGCGGUCGUCUCGACGGCAACUUCCUCGCCCGUUGCCUGGACCCCGACACUUCUGCUGGCCCUGCUUCUUCUUCGGGCCCCAACACUAUCGCUGGCCCUCCCGCUGCUUCUGCCGUGCAGCCCGUCGCCCCUGCUGCCCCUCCCUCCCCCGCCGGCGACUUCGUUACCAAGAUCGAGUAG
Molecule: messenger RNA, 357 nt
Organism: Neurospora tetraspora
Lineage: Eukaryota; Fungi; Ascomycota; Sordariomycetes; Sordariales; Sordariaceae
Exons: 2
Coding region: 1-357 (118 amino acids)
Source: RefSeq, a predicted model, not a curated record